Molecule: messenger RNA, 854 nt
Organism: Trifolium pratense (red clover)
Lineage: Eukaryota; Viridiplantae; Streptophyta; Magnoliopsida; Fabales; Fabaceae
Exons: 5
Coding region: 36-665 (209 amino acids)
Source: RefSeq, a predicted model, not a curated record
AAAACACAAUCAUAAGAAAAAGAAACACUGAGAUCAUGAAGUUCAUCUUCAUAUUACUCUCAAGCCUUUUACUAGGAUGUCUCUUGGUCAUGAGUGUCCAAAGGAACUCAUUAGUUUCAGGUCAAGAAUGGAACAAAAACAAUUUCGAGGUGACUGAAAUUACAGCCAUAUCUGCUCAAAAGAAACAUUUUGGGAGUAAUGGAGCUUAUCAUAUGAGGAAGCUAUUUGGAACCACCAUACAUCAUGAAGAGACUAAUGUUGAUUCUAAAAAUGGAAAAGGAGAGAUUUCUUCAAAGAUUUCAGGUGAUGAGAAUAAUAUUAAUUUGAAGAAGUCUUUCAGAAGAUUAUUACAAGCACAGAAGAAUGAUGUCCAGCAUGUGGUAAAGAUGAAAAAGGCAUAUUUGAAAGUCAACAAAUUUGCAAUUCCAAGGAAAAGUCUCACCACCAACACAAACACAAACACAGAGUGUUCACAAGAUUGUGAUGUUGUGCCAAUCAAGGGUAGCUCAGACAAAUCAUCAAGGCAUGAACACCAAAUUUCUAAAGAAGCUCAAGAUAUUGAUGCUGCAAAAGAAAUUGAAAGCCUUAUGUAUAAGGAUUAUAAUAAUAAGGGAAAGCCAUCCCAUAGGCCACCAAUCAAUAAUCAUGUGCCUAAUAAUCCAUAGUGUAUAAUAUUUCAGGUUCACAUUCAAUUUUGUACUAAGUUGCUAGCAACUUAUAGUAGUGUGCUUGAUAUAUAGUAUAAGAUAUAGGUAAUAGGUUUGCUUUAUAUUAUAGUAGCUUUUAUUUUUCAUGUGUCAACUAUCUAGAAGGUUUGUUUGUUUGUUUUCAAAUAUCAAAAGCAGAAUAUUAUG